AACUCGAUUCCGGUGGGUUAUCGAAACUCUGUUCAUACUACAGCACCCUCAAACAUGUUGGAGGACUCAAAUCCUUUGGUCCCGAACGACCAUAAUGCGUGGUAUUAUCCUUCUCAGGGCUUUGACUCUGACACGGAAUCGCUGAAUACCAGCGUUGCUGGGGGAAAUUGGGGGAAGAAAACUAUGAAGGGAUCCAGAUGGGUGCGCAGGGGUAAAAUCGCAUCCUGGGGACCCGGUAUAGACGAGUGGGAGGCAGAGGACAGGGCACGGCAACGUAUACGAUCUUUGCUACCCACAGAGCGGCGCUCACCAUCUCCCCUCCAUCUUCCCCAUCUUCCCUCGCUGUCGCCGCCUCCAGUCGCCCCUUACCCACCUCCACUGGCACAACACCUAAGUUUCACAUCGUUCGUAAUGGAUCGAUCCGUGACACACUCAUUCCGCUCGAGUUUACUGGACGAGCUCGAACACGCAACCAAUAGGCUCAUCGAGGGCGAGGCUGUGAUGAAACGGGCACUGGGGAGACUCUGGCAAGUAAUAAAUGAUGAUCCUGACAAAAAUGCUCAAGAAGAAGAGGUGGUGGUACCGAAACGAGAGGAUGCAGACAGCAACGUAGACGAGGAGGAGUUGGACCACAGGUUUGAACGCGCGCCGGACCCGGUUCCCAACGCCCACAAGUUGUUUCUGACGUCGUAUCCCGAAAACGACGCACCUGUACUCGAUCCAUCUCAAUUUGCUUCGCCUGAGAUGCAACGAGAUAGCCUGGAAAAAGCGCUGGCGACGCUGCGAGAGCUGCAGGAUGAUGGACGGGAGUAUGUGGAGCGACUGGAGGAGAUAAGGGAGAGUUUGGGAGACGCUCGCUCCCAGCGCGACACGGUGUGGGGGAUCGUGAGGGAGAAGGCCGUCGAGGAGGUACAAGAUACUGCGCUUAACGCGGUUGCAGAUUGAUGCCAACUAUCAAGAUAGUAGAUAUCUGUACACGGGCGCUCUUAUGUAGCCACGUCUUACAUAACAAGGACAACAUAAGG
Pisolithus orientalis is the source of this 1025-nucleotide messenger RNA. RefSeq lists its product as uncharacterized. The record is from RefSeq and is a predicted model, not a curated record. Bases 55 to 945 code for a protein of 296 amino acids. Lineage: Eukaryota; Fungi; Basidiomycota; Agaricomycetes; Boletales; Pisolithaceae. The transcript has 3 exons.